AUCCUUCCUCUCCUCAUGCAAAAGAAAGAAGAAAGAAGGAGAUUUCUACAGUAGGAAGCUCCAUGGCAGCAAGUACAUUCGCCUUUCGUCGGCCUGAAGACACGGCACAUCUCGACCUUAUGCGGGCCGCUCUGUCGGAAUUCAUCUCCACCCUCAUUUUCGUCUUUGCUAGCGAAGGCUCCGCUCUCGCCCUCGACAUCGGAAAAAUGCCCAACGACACCAGUCCGGCAUCCAAUCUAGUGGCGGUGGCGCUGGCCCAUGCGUUAUCUUUGUUUGUAGCCGUUGCUAUCGCGUCCGAUAACUGGGAUGGCCAUGUGAACCCUGCAGUCACCUUCGGCGCACUCGUAAGCGGACGGGUCUCUCUCUUCCGCAGCUUUUUCUACUGGGUGGCUCAGAUCCUGGGCGCGAUCGUGGCUUCGCUCUUGCUGAGGAUUGCAACGGCCGGGCUGCGGCCAGUUGGGUUUUCUGUGGCGUCCGGCAUCGGUGUGUGGAACGCAGUCGUUCUCGAGAUCGUGAUGACGUUCGGGCUCGUUUACACCGUCUACGCAACAGGGUCCGUAACGAACAAGGCUCGAACAGGCAUCCUCGCGCCUCUAGCCAUCGGUUCCAUUGUAGGUGCCAACAUCCUCACAGGUGGACGGUUCGAUGGUGCUUCGAUGAACCCAGCCCGAGCUUUUGGCCCUGCACUUGUGGGACGGAGGUGGAAGAACCAUUGGAUCUAUUGGGUCGGUCCGUUCGUCGGCGCUGCCAUUGCUAGCGGCGUCUACAAAAUCCAGCAGUACUCUCCACGUCCAGACCAGCCUUCUGCACCUCAAGCUUACUAGUAAGCUGCAUGGUUAUACCAUAGCUUUACAAUAUUUUUAUAAUUUUAUUAAAUAAUGAAAACUUUCUAGCUUGGUUGAUGAUCUUUUUCGUGUUUUAUAAGUACGAUUUAAGAGAGAGAUUCUCUCGUCUUUACUUGAAAUUUGGUUAUGUUUCAUCAUGUGUAUAUGGAUU
Molecule: messenger RNA, 996 nt
Organism: Magnolia sinica
Lineage: Eukaryota; Viridiplantae; Streptophyta; Magnoliopsida; Magnoliales; Magnoliaceae
Product: aquaporin TIP3-1-like
Exons: 3
Coding region: 63-824 (253 amino acids)
Biological process (GO): water transport; transmembrane transport
Cellular component (GO): membrane
Molecular function (GO): water channel activity
Source: RefSeq, a predicted model, not a curated record